AUGUUCCGCAGGGCGCGCCUUAGCGUGAAGCCGAAUGUCAGGCCUGGUUUAGGUGCCAGGGGCUCCGCCACUUCCACCCCGCAGCGUGGAAAAGAGGCUCCCAGGCCGCCGGAGCCUCCAGCGACCUCAGCUCCCAAACCAGCUGAACCUGCAGAUGUGCCCGUGGCGGAUUUCGGGGGAGCCGAACCUCAAGAAAAGAGUCCCCAAAGCAGUUUUAACAAUGAUGAAAAGACUGAUGGUGAAAACAAUGUUGAAGAAUCCAGUAAAUCUCCUCCCACUGCUUCACAGAGAAGAAAACGAGUAUCAAGUACUUCGUGUCUGGAUAAACUUGGUGUCAUUGUUCCUUCCGAACCUCAUCCUUUGUCUCCCAUUCAAGAAGUUCCACAACCAAGCCCUGUCCCAGCAAAAGAGAAACAGCCAUGCUCAGACAGAUAUCGAAUCUAUAAAGCUCAAAAACUAAGAGAAAUGUUAAGAGAAGAGUUGAGAAAAGAGAAGAAACAAUGGAAGAACAAAUAUGCAUUAAAUGAAAGCCAGAAACCAUUGGAUCGUUCAAAAAUGACAAUGAGAGAUUUCAUAUAUUAUCUGCCAAAUAGCAAUCCAAUGACUUCUUCACUGGAACAAGAAAAGAAAACGGAAAAAUCAACACCAGUCCAGACAAGAGAGCAAGAAAAUAAGAGUACUACUAAUGCUGAAGUAAAUGAAGAAGCAGAAGAAGAGGCUGAUGAUGGGCCAUUGCUGGUUCCUCGAGUAAAAGUGGCAGAAGAUGGUUCUAUUAUUUUGGAUGAGGAAAGUUUGACGGUAGAAGUUUUACGGACAAAAGGCCCUUGUGUUGUUGAGGAAAAUGAUCCCAUAUUUGAGCGUGGUUCUACAACUACAUAUUCCAGCUUUAGGAAAAACUAUUAUUCCAAACCAUGGUCAAAUAAAGAAACAGAUAUGUUCUUUUUAGCCAUUAGCAUGGUGGGAACUGACUUUUCUAUGAUUGGACAACUUUUUCCUCACAGAGCAAGGAUUGAAAUUAAGAAUAAAUUUAAACGUGAAGAGAAAACAAAUGGAUGGAGAAUAGACAAAGCAUUUCAGGAAAAGCGCGCUUUUGACUUCGAUUUUUUUGCUCAUUUGCUUCAGAAAGUUCUUGCUGAAGAAGAGAAAAGAAAACAAAAAUCAGUUAAAAGUAACAAUUCAAAGGAGAAGAAACCCUCCAAACCACGGAAAAAUGUUAAAGCGAAGAAAGUUGUCAGUGAAAUAGUGAAUGAUGGUCCAGAUGAGUCUGUGAGUACUAAAAUUUCAGACACAGAAGAGCUUGAAAAGGAUAUUCAGACAACUGAAGAACAGCCAUCUCUAACUUUAUCACAAGAUUCAGCCCAGAUUACAUUAGAAUCAAACCUAAGGCAAAAGAAAAGUAGACGGCGGAAUCAAGAUAAAACUGAAGAGCAAGAAGUAGGAAAUCUUUUGGAAGAUGACUGUGCUCCAUCAGGCCCUAAAGGAGAAAAACACAAAAGUAAAUGUGAGUCUGUAAGGCCAGAGGUAAAUGAAGGUGAAUGUAGCGGCGAACAGAAGCUUUCCAGUGUACAGGACCCAGAUGACAUUGAAGACUUACCCUCUAGUCAAGAAAUUGAGAAAAAAACAGACCAUUUCCUUCCAUCAAGUAACCAACAAGAUACCAUGUCACUAUCAACCCAGUCUGCAGAAUGUAGCACUUCAAAUUUGCCACCCUCAGAAGCUGGAACCAGUAGAGUAUUGUCUGAAGUGAAUAAUACUGAAAGUUGUACAGAAGAAACAAAUGUUGACCUAAAUAAGAAGUCAUUGGAAACGAAUCAAACAGAAAAUCUUAAACCUAAGGUGAGAGGACGACUCCAGAGGCCUAAACCCAAUUUAUCAAGAGCAGUUGGGAAGAAACCAGCUAUCUCACAAGGAAAAACAGAUACUGAGAAUAAGAGUUCUCAUCCAGAAACUUCAAUUGAAAAGAAUCCUAUGGGAAAGGAUAAAAUUAAUACUUUGGACAGUUUGGGAAUAGAGAAUUCAGAGAACGAGAGCACAGAAGCUGGAACUGUAUCUAAUUUGAGUGAACAAAUUUGUCUGCAGGAAGAUAGUCAGUCAAAGACUUCCAGACCUGUACGACUAGCAAGGGGCCGAUUGCAAAGGCUAAAACCAAAUGUUGGUAAAGUUGCUGAAAGAAAAGAAAUUCUAGCAUCACAGCAAGAAUUUGGGGCCAGUGAAGAAAAAACGAAAAAUGAACCUAAUGUUGAUAAAGCUUUUCCUGAGCAAAUGGAAGAUCAGUCAUGUAAAGUUGUUGCUUGUGGAGAUACUGCAUCACAGUCUGAGAAAAAAGAUACAUCUUUUCAAAAUGUGCAACAGGAUGAGCCCAUGAAUGUCAGUGAAUGUGUAAGCAUUCAAGAGAGUAAUGAAGCAAAUACACUCAAACAAUCCCGAACUGUAAGGACUCGAUUCCAGAAACUAAAACCAAAUCUAGGAAGAGGAACUAGAAGAAAACAAGUUUUCUCAAGGGAAGAGGAACCAGAGAAGACUUUUGCCUCUGGAGAAAUGGAAUCAACUUUGAAUGAAAUUAUAAGACUAGAAACUUCAUUAGGGGAGAAAGUAUCAAUGGAGGUGAAUCCUACUAAAGAAAUGGAGAAAGAUUCCAAAGAACCUGAAACAGGAGACAUCUUUCUAAGAGAGACUAUACCAGAAAUUACUGACAUUGCCAUGGAAAUGGAGACAGGUUCAAAAGAGACUGAAGAGAUUUCCCCAGCUGAGAACAUAUUAGAAGGAAUUGAUGUACUUGAAGCAGAAAUUGAUUUGGAAGAAACUAAAAAAAGAGAAAUAUUCCCAUUGGAAAAGGCCUUGGAAGAAGUCAGUACUAUAAAUAGAGUGGAGAUAGAUUUGGAAAAAACUGAAGGAGAGUUUUCCCCAAGAAAGAAGUUAAUACCAGAAAUGACUGCCACUGCUGAGGAAAGAGAAGCAGACUUAAAAGAAACUGGAAUAAGAGAGAUAUCUUCAUGGGAAAUCAUUCCAGAGGAGACCAGAACUGCAGGUGAAGUUGAGAAAGAUUUGAAAACAACUGCCAGAGAGACUUUUCCUGGAAAGAUAAUAGUAGAUUUUAAUACUGCUCCUGAGGAAAGAGAGGCAGAUGUGGAUGAAACUGAAGGAGCGAUAUCUCCAUUGGAAAAGGCGCUAGAAGAAGUAAAAACUUUAGAUGAAAUGGAAACAGAUUUGAAAAGUACUGAAAGACUUAUUUCUCCUAGGAGGAAGAUAAUAGAAAUGAUUGUUGCACCUGAGGCAAAAGAGGCAGAUUUAGAAGAAACUGAAAAAAGAGACAUUCCACAAGGGAAAAAGGUUCCAGAGGAUGUUAAGACUAUAGGUGAAGUAGAGAAAGAUUUUAAAACAACUGAGAGAGAGAUAAGCCUAGGGAAGAGUAUAGCAGAAAUGACUGCUAACCCUGAGGAGAGAGAGGCAGAUUUAGAGAAAACUGGAAAAAGAGAAAUAUCCCCAUGUGAAAAGAUUGCAGAAGAUGCUACGGCUGUAAGUGAAGUAGAAAAUGAUUUGAAAGAAACUGAAAGAGGAAUUUCCCUAAGGAAGAAAAUAGCGAAAAUGACUGCUGCACCUCAAGAGAAAGAGGCAAAUCUGGAAGAAAUGGAAAAAGAAAUUUCUCUUAAGGAAAGUUCCUCAGAGACAGUCAAGACUGUAGGUGAAGUAGAGAAAGAUUUGGAAGAAGUCAGAGGAGAGAUUUCCUCAGAUGAAAAUAUCAUAAAAGAGGCCAGUGCCACAGGAGAGAGAGAGAUUGAUUUGGGAGAAAUGGGAAAAGAAAAUAUUUUCCUUAUGGACCUGGCAUCAGCAAAGAUGAGUAUCUUUGAGGAAAUGCAGGCAGAUUUGAAAGAUCCUAAUGGAGAUAUUUCCUUGAGGGAAAGAGAAUCAGAAGAUAUCAGUGCUGCUGAAGAAACCAAUUUGAAAAGUGCAAGAGAAAAAAAUACUUUUCAAAGGGAGAAUGAACCAGAGAAGAUUGAAAUCUCAAAACAGACUGAGACAAGUUUGAUACUGAGCAGUAGUGAUAACUGCAGCCUUGCACCUUCAAAAGAUAUACAAAUCAUUAGCAAUGAUAUAGUAUCAGCAGAGCGUACACCUGGAGGAGAGAAAAGAAAUUCUGAGGCCGAAGAAGAAAAGCAGUUAAGUGAGUCAAAGACUUCAUUAGGAACUUCAGAACUUGGUAAGACAGAAGACCAUGGAAUGCAGUCUCCAGAUGUUCCGGAGCAGAUUUUAGAUACCACUUUAAGCAGCUCUCUUCCUCAAGAACAGAAGCCUUUUGAAAGUAAAACUAAACCUUUUGUGAGAAGUCGAUUCAAAAAACCAAAGCCGAAUUUAUCAAGAGCAACUCUAAAGAGAGAAAUUACAGAAGCAGAAAGAUGUGUGCCUGGGAAGAAAUCAGAAACUGAGAAAUCAGAAAUGGAGACUAUUGUAAUACAACAGAAGAAUAAACAAACUAAUGACCAACCUCAAGAUGAUAUGGUUUCCCUAAUGACACCAAGGGAAAAAAGUGAAUCAGAUCACAAGGAAGAAAAGGCUGUGAUAAUACCAUGUGUACAGACUGAAGAGAACCUUUCACAUUCACAUUCUGUUGGGCCACCGGAGCAGUCUCAGACUACAGAAGCCCAGGAAAAUGACUUAGUAGCUUCUAUAGGUGCUUGUAAUAUAAACAGUUUACAAGAAAUAAAACAAAGUGAGGUCCAAACUACUCAACCAGUGCGACGCCGACUUCUGAGACCAAAACCAAACAUAAGAAGGAUUGAACAGAGGCAAAUAUCUGAAAAAGGUCAAGGUAAAGACAUAACUAAGGAAGAAAAGCCAGUGUUAGAAAAAGAUGAGACUAAACAGUUGCCUCCUAUGCCAGAUUUUCAAAUUGGAACUGAAAUUGACGUUGUGUCCUCCAAGGUUUCUGAGUGUAGCAUCAAUGAAAGCCAGAGUCUUGUAGUUCUUGGAGAAAGCCUUCAUGUAAACAAAGAUAAUGCUUCAAAUGAAAACCCAAGAGAGGACCACAAACCUUACACUCCUAGUCCAGCGCCAUUGGUGAGACGGUCAUUCAAGAGGGCCAGGCCAAAUCUGGAAAGGGCCCACACUAAGAGAAAGAAACCAGGAACAGAGAAAGAUGUGGCAGCUCAGAAUGAGGCAAUAAAGCCUGAAAAGAAUUUGUUGCAGGAAGAAAAUUCUGAUGACCAGUUAAUUCUCAAAGAAAAGACUGAACUUCUGACGUCUCUGGAAAUUUCAGCAAGAAAAGAUUAUGUAGUUCCUAAAGAGACUGUUUUAGCCAAAAAAGAUUCACACUCUGAAGAAUGUAGAGCAUUGGGAAGUACUGAAAAGGAAACCAUAGGCGAUAAUUCUAGGUCUUCAGGAGUUGAAGAACAGUGUAUCAGUAAGCCACCAAGCUGUCCAAAACGGUUAAAAGAAUCCAAUUACUCAAAAAUUGCACUGGAUCAAAGAACAGCUAUUUCUUCUGCCUCUGAAUGUGAAGUAGAUCUUGGUGAAAGGAGAAUACAUCGAAAGAGCAAACCAAGUGCCACCAAAGGGCGUGGAUCCAGGCGGAAUCGAGGUAAAAGCUCUAAGAAGGAACCUAGAUCUGUCAGAUCUGUGCUGGUGACUCUUCGGGCUUCCCAGCAAGAAGAUGAAGAUGAUAUUGAAGAUUUUGACUCUGAUUAUGAAGAAGAAAGCUAUCACCUUGCCCCGGAAGAAGUAAACAAAGCUCCAGUAUUUGUACCCCUCGGUCUUCGAUCUCCUGAACCUGUUCCUACACAGAUUGAGGAAACUAUGGAAGAGCUUGAAAUAGCUGUGGAUGUCCCAGAUACUCCAUGCAUAGCUCCUGUUGAACAUCACCUCUUAAAUACAGAUGUUAUUAUUCAGGAGAUGAAUCAAGAAGAAAAUUUGAAUGCAUUAUCAAUUGAAGUGACCACAAGUGAACAUACUCAAGAUGAAACAGGUGCCAGUGAUGGAAGCACUGAAGCUGCCAUAGCUUUACUGACAAUGGGAGAUCUGGUGUUACAGUCUGAGAUCAGUACUGAACCCCCGAGUGGUGAAAUAGAUGUACUUCCUCUUCUCGAUGCAAAGGACCAUAGCCAUGUUCCUUCUAGCCCAAUUAAUGUUAGUCACAGCAUUGUUCAUGAAUGUCAAGAGCUUUCUUUACCUGUUGUUAGUGUAUCUCCUGCAUUGUUCGAAGAAAACAAGACUGAAUUGCAAGAACAAAGUGCUAGAGACGAAAUUGGUUCAAUGGAAAAUGUAAAGGAAGAUACUGCACCAGCCAGGGAAACAGUCUCUAAAGUGACCAGUAACUUGAAAAUAAGAAAUAGAUUUCCCAAGCCUAAGCCAAAUCUGAAGAGGAUUUUAGGGACCAGAAGGCCUGUUGCUCGUCAAGAAGUUCCCAGUUUGACUAUAAUUGAAGGGGGGAAAGUAGAAAUUCAGAAUGAAACUGAGAAAAGUACUGUCCAGGGAACAGAAUUGGAUGAUAAUAGUCUUGGAUCAAUUAUAACAAUGGAGAAUAAAGAACAGAGCAAAUUAACAUGUGCAUAUGGUAUUGAAGGAACCAGUAUUUCACAAGAAGCAAACCUGACUAAAAGAAAUGAAGCCCAGGAAGAGGGGUCUCAAGAGGUUCAGAAAUUAUCAGUUGCUUCAACAGUUUCUUCAGAAACAGAAAUUCACCCUCUUGGUCUGGAUAGGAAUCUCGGAGAGAAUUCUGUUAACGAGCCCCUGAGAGAACAUUGCAGUGGAAACAGUGUACUUACAAUUCAUGAACCAGAGUGUAUACCAAAUAGUAUUCCAGAAGUCCAGCAGGAGAGUAUAUUCAGUCCUCAAGACCUAGCAGUGAAUCUGUUUCCUAACAUACAUCAAGAUGGAGAGGAUGAGCAAACAUUCAUCUUAACUCUGGUGGAAAUCCCAACUAGUGAAGUAGAAGGGUUUACUAAUAACACUGCAGAGUUAUUGCCGAACCCUUUAUUGCCAGCGCCCAUAUUGGUUAAAUCAGUGAAUACAGAAGAAAAGGGUGACCUGAGUAUGAGAUUUCCUGUAACUUCAGUUUGUCCAGAUGUUGCUUAUUUAUCUAAUUCUGGAACAGAUGAUUCUGAAAAGCCUUCUGCUACUUUUGAUCUUGCAUCUAGGAAAAGAGUUCUUGGCAGGCUUGAAGAAAGUGACUAUGUUCCUCCUGCCAAAAAAUGUUCUUUAACUUCAGGAGAUGAUGGUCACAAAUAUACCUCUGAGGUGUUUUCAAGGGAAUUAAUAAAUGUUUUUGAGGAAACAGGGGACUCUUACAAAGGACGAAGUAUUUUUCCUACCUCAGGAAGCACAUGUACAACUCCAGAACCUCAGAAAGGGCAACUUGAAUCUACUUUACAGAGUAUAGGAAGUAGAUCUCUUGAUUCAGUAGUAGUUGCACAUAAUGAAAGGAAUGCACCUCAGUUACCUCAGGAUGGGACACUUGCUUCUGAUAGAGCAAAAACUGGUGUUGCUUCUAAUUCUGAACAAAUGGGCAGCAAAACAUCAUCUUCCAAAACUCCACUAUCCAGACGUGGCCGAAGACCUCUGGGAUUUUUGUCUUUAAUUUGCUCAAGGAGUAAUUUGGAAUCUGAUGAGCCUAUUCAAACCCACAGUAAAAAGCGCCUAAAACCUUAUAUACCUGUAUCAAGGAGAAAUUUGAAAAAAUCGAAUCCACCCAGUGAAAGCCAGAAAAAUCCCCAAGAGCCCUUGGAUCCACUUCCAUCUUCAAGUGUUGUUAAUACUCCGUCUGAGAAUAUCGCCAAUUUAGCAGCUCAGGUUCCUUCUGAUCAACCCUUACUGAAAGAAGGAAGUAAACGUGACCAAAAGCAGGCAUCUGAAGAGGAGUCAGUCAGUAUCUCUGAAUAUUUCUUUAAUGAUAUCUUUAUUGAAGUGGAUGAAACAGAAUAA
Messenger RNA from Elephantulus edwardii (Cape elephant shrew), 7914 nucleotides. It is a transcript of the gene BDP1, whose product is annotated as B double prime 1, subunit of RNA polymerase III transcription initiation factor IIIB. Gene Ontology annotation, cellular component: transcription factor TFIIIB complex. Gene Ontology annotation, molecular function: TFIIIC-class transcription factor complex binding. Bases 1 to 7914 code for a protein of 2637 amino acids. NCBI's taxonomy places the organism in Eukaryota, Metazoa, Chordata, Mammalia, Macroscelidea, Macroscelididae. Gene Ontology annotation, biological process: RNA polymerase III preinitiation complex assembly. The record is from RefSeq and is a predicted model, not a curated record. The transcript has 41 exons.